Paramacrobiotus metropolitanus is the source of this 2541-nucleotide messenger RNA. RefSeq names its product interferon regulatory factor 2-binding protein 1-like. Gene Ontology annotation, molecular function: transcription corepressor activity. NCBI's taxonomy places the organism in Eukaryota, Metazoa, Tardigrada, Eutardigrada, Parachela, Macrobiotidae. The transcript has 5 exons. Gene Ontology annotation, biological process: regulation of transcription by RNA polymerase II. The coding region runs from base 1126 to 2292 and encodes 388 amino acids. Gene Ontology annotation, cellular component: nucleus. The record is from RefSeq and is a predicted model, not a curated record.
UCAAUUUCUGAAGUACAAAAUUUUAUUACGGUUUUUGAAUUUUCCUGUUGUGCACACAUUAUUAGUGAUCUUCUGUCCAAAAAAAACUUACUUUGUGCAUUUCCGAAUUGAUUUGUAUUUCAUGCUGACGGAAACAGUUUCAACUUCUGAUGAGUUCGCAAUGAACUGGAGAAAUACUGAUGCCGUUCGUAAUUUCAUUAAACAGUUUCCUUACAAUAUCAAUUAUAUGGGACUCAACACUCAGAAGAGCUUCCCUCCAGUGAUUAUCAUUUGUGUUGGAUGUUUGAGGGAGAAUAACAGCAAGCCCCUUCACCACGGUUGAGAUCGCUGAUGGCAUUGUAGCGGUUUUGGUUAAGGAAGCAUCUAGAUAAGGGAAUUCAUUGAUUGUUUUCGAGGUUCCUGAACAACCUGCAUUGGCCGCUGAGAUACUGCCAAUCACUGCUCUCUUGUGCCAGGCAAACAAUGUUUUGGCUGGCAGUGUUUUUUCCGUCACUACACUCUUAAUGGUAUUACUACGCUGACUACACACGCUAAGGAUGGAUUAUAACAAAUAAGCUGGAGGUGGCGGAACUGAUGAGUGCAUUUGGACAGCCCCGAUCACUGUUGAGCCCAUAUCGCUUCUCCGAAUGAUCACUCUCAACACGCUGAUGAUAUGCAGUGCAGUAUUGUUGGGCUGCGUUGAUUUCGCCCCCGAGGGAUUGUUUUUCGAACACCGUUCGUCAAUGCUUAAAUGAACCUGGCUUCCGGGCACAAAAGCGAUUGAUGCUGUAAAUGAUUUUUGCCUACUGGUGCUCCAAAGGCUUGCUUUUGCAGCAAAACUAAACUGAUAAGUUGCAGGCCGACGGAAAUCACGAUCGUGAUUCAUACGGAGUGUGUCCGGCAGGCAUAUUCUCUUCGGUGCACGUAGCCGAAAAUUAUUGUUGUCUUGCCUUUAUCAUACGAUUCAAACUGAAGAAUUCUAGCAUGUGAUCAUUGAACGAUCUGCUCCGGUGUCGCCUGCCAGCGUUUGUUUUUUUAUCGUUGGCCCACUUCUCGAUCUAUACUGCUGAAGACACGUCAGCCCAACCUUUGAAUUCUUUUACGAAAAUAUUAUCGGAAAAGUGUGUAGGUUUCCCGGACAAUAUUAUGAAUUCAAAUUCGGAUUUUCACUUGCCGCCUGCGUCUUCGAAACGCUACACUGACAUGCAUCGACCAGCGCGUUAUUACUGCUUCCUUUGUGACUCACCCAAGUAUUCCUGGGCAAUUUUACUGGAGUUUACGGAGCCAGUAUGUCGAGGAUGUGUCAAUUACGAAGGCUCUGAGCGAGUCGAAUGGAUGAUCGAGCAGACACGCCAAAUGAAGCGUGCGUAUUACUGUGCCGAUCCCCAUUCGCGUGUUCCCGGAACCGGUGGGUUGCCCAAGCCGGAGCCUGGCGAACUGCAUGCUCCUCUGGGUCCAGUGCGGUCAGAACCCAAACACAAACCUCUCGGCAACACUGACUUUCAUUCUGCUAGCCUGCAUGGAACAAAAGAUACUGAACUCACUGAUCGGCAGCACAGUGAUGGGCUGAUCUCAGUGUCUAGUAAGACUUCCUCCGGAUCUGCCGUCCAGCCGCUGCAUCCGGCUGUUCUGACCAAAUAUUCCGCGCGACGUGGCUCCAUGCCGUCAAUGGCCCUGAAUCGCGUCUGGCAAAAGAGUGCGGGUGUUAAGCCACAAAAAGAACUACAGGAGUUGGUGCAGCUGCAUGCUGGUGCAGCUACUCAGAUGCUGCACAGCGGCGGAAGCGCAACACGGGACACUGCCGAUACACCGCCAGAUGGAUCAUCAGUUCCCAAUCCCAUUAGCGCCAUGACGGCAGUAACAGCGGGUGUCCAUUCGGGUGACCUUGGCAGUCCUAGCGUCAGUGGGAAGAAACAGUUGCAGAUGAGUUUGAGUAAUUCGAGAAGAAGCGGAUCCAUGUCCGUAUCAAACUCAAUGGACGCAAGUUCUCGCGGCACGCCGGAAGCCAUGCGCAUCCCCAGUCCGGCAAGACGAUCGCCACCGGUGGUUGUUAAAUGCCGGCUAUGUAGUAAGGUGAUUGACAAUGCCAACUACAUUCAGUGCCCGUCGGUUAUGGAGCAUCGAUUUUGUUUCCGCUGUUGUAAAGACAUCGUUUCCAAGGCCACGGAGAACGCACCCGCAACCUGUCCCAGUGGUGAGCGAUGCCCGGCGCCGCGAAUCGACGGGGAUGUCGCAUGGACCUUCUCGCCAACGGAAGCGCAGACCAUUCUGGAGCAAUUGUACAAUGAAGAGAAGGAAAGUCGCAAACCGUGAAAUUCAGUGCGGUGAAUUUAUAGUAUUGUUGAUUCAGUUAGUCUGGAUUAUUUUGGUAUAGUCUUCAGAUUGUCAUCGUGUUUGACUUUGUAAAUUCUUGUUUUUUUCUUUAAUUUGUAAAUAGCUCGUUGUUGGUGAGUUUCGUAGUAAGUUUCGUACCUUUGAAAUUUUUGUCGUUUGCAAAACUGUUGUUACCGUCUUUUUACCGGUGUUGAAGCUUUUACAAUAAAUAAAAAUGAAUGAAAGUUA